Messenger RNA from Piliocolobus tephrosceles (Ugandan red Colobus), 2472 nucleotides. RefSeq names its product G protein subunit alpha i2 (gene GNAI2). Gene Ontology annotation, cellular component: heterotrimeric G-protein complex; cytoplasm. Lineage: Eukaryota; Metazoa; Chordata; Mammalia; Primates; Cercopithecidae. The transcript is spliced from 9 exons. The record is from RefSeq and is a predicted model, not a curated record. Bases 390 to 1457 code for a protein of 355 amino acids. Gene Ontology annotation, biological process: adenylate cyclase-inhibiting G protein-coupled receptor signaling pathway; G protein-coupled adenosine receptor signaling pathway; gamma-aminobutyric acid signaling pathway. Gene Ontology annotation, molecular function: G protein-coupled receptor binding; GTP binding; GTPase activity.
CGGGUCCCUGGGUUUGGAUCCACCCCUAUUGCCUUUGCUCCGCGUGGCCACGCCUGCAGCCGAGGCCCGAGCCUGGGCUGCGCCUAACUGCCCCCUUCGGCCCGCCCUCGAGCCAAUCACCAGCCUCGAAUCUCCUCUGGCCCCGCCUCCAGGCCCGCCCCGGCCCAGUCCCGGGCUUGGUUAGCCCAGGCCCCACCCCCGGCCCGCCCCGCCGUCGGUGCGCGGCGGUCGGGAAGGCGCCUCCUGCAGACGCUCCGAACUGCAGACCCGAGAGCUUCCCGCAGAGGGCUGGUAGUAGGAGCGGAGCGGGUCGGGCGGGGCCGGGCGGGGCCGAGCCGGGCCGUGGGCCGUGUGGGGGCCGGGCGGCGGCCGGGCCGGCGGACGGCGGGAUGGGCUGCACCGUGAGCGCCGAGGACAAGGCGGCGGCCGAGCGCUCUAAGAUGAUCGACAAGAACCUGCGGGAGGACGGGGAGAAGGCGGCGCGGGAGGUGAAGUUGCUGCUGUUGGGUGCUGGGGAGUCAGGGAAGAGCACCAUCGUCAAGCAGAUGAAGAUCAUCCACGAGGAUGGUUACUCCGAGGAGGAAUGCCGGCAGUACCGGGCGGUUGUUUACAGCAACACCAUCCAGUCCAUCAUGGCCAUUGUCAAAGCCAUGGGCAACCUGCAGAUCGACUUUGCCGACCCCUCCAGAGCGGACGACGCCAGGCAGCUAUUUGCACUGUCCUGCACCGCCGAGGAGCAAGGCGUGCUCCCCGAUGACCUGUCCGGCGUCAUCCGGAGGCUCUGGGCUGACCAUGGUGUACAGGCCUGCUUUGGCCGCUCAAGGGAAUACCAGCUCAACGACUCAGCCGCCUACUACCUGAAUGACCUGGAGCGCAUUGCACAGAGUGACUACAUCCCCACGCAGCAAGAUGUGUUACGGACCCGCGUAAAGACCACGGGGAUCGUGGAGACACACUUCACCUUCAAGGACCUACACUUCAAGAUGUUUGAUGUGGGUGGUCAGCGGUCUGAGCGGAAGAAGUGGAUCCACUGCUUUGAGGGCGUCACAGCCAUCAUCUUCUGUGUAGCCUUGAGCGCCUACGACUUGGUGCUAGCUGAGGACGAGGAGAUGAACCGCAUGCAUGAGAGCAUGAAGCUAUUUGACAGCAUCUGCAACAACAAGUGGUUCACAGACACGUCCAUCAUCCUCUUCCUCAACAAGAAGGACCUGUUCGAGGAGAAGAUCACACACAGUCCCCUGACCAUCUGCUUCCCUGAGUACACAGGGGCCAACAAGUAUGAUGAGGCAGCCAGCUACAUCCAGAGUAAGUUUGAGGACCUGAAUAAGCGCAAAGACACCAAGGAGAUCUACACACACUUCACGUGCGCCACCGACACCAAGAACGUGCAGUUUGUGUUUGACGCCGUCACCGAUGUCAUCAUCAAGAACAACCUGAAGGACUGCGGCCUCUUCUGAGGGGCAGCGGGGCCUGGCGGGAUGGGCCACCGCCAACUCUGUACCCCCCAACCCUUGAAGAAGAUGGGGGCAAGAAGACCACGCUCCCCGCCUGUUCCCCCGGCCGCUUUUCUCCUCUUUCCUCUCUUUGUUCUCAGCUCCCCCUGUCCCCUCAGCUCCAGAUGUAGGGGAGGGGUUGCCACGGGCCUCCCUGUUUGAAUCCUGCCCUUGUCUGAGGUGCUGGUAAUGGCCAUGGUACCCCCUUUCUGGGCAUCUGUUCUGGUUUUUAACCAUUGUCUUGUUCUGUGAUGGGGGAGGGGGGACAUGCUGAGUCUCCCAAGGCUGUGUCUGGAGGGGCCCCUGCUUCUCCAGCCUGGAUCCCCAGCUUUGCCCAACACCAGCCCUUGCCCCAGCCCAAGUCCAAAUGUUUACAGGGAGCCUCCUGCCCAGUCCCCUACCCCCCAGCCGCUCGGAGGCCCCAAAGGAAAAAGCACAAGAAGCGUGAGACGCCACCAUUCCUGGAGACCACAGUCCACCUACUCAUUCUCGUAGCUUUUUAAAAAAAAAAAAAAAAAAAAAGUAAAGGAAAAAAAAAAAACUGCAAAUCUAGAAAACUUUUUAGAGAAAAACUAUUUAAAACUAUCAGAUCCUGACCAGCAACCCCUCCAGCCCCCCUUCCAAGUGACUCCGUGCCUUGAGUGUGUCUGCGUGUUUACACCCGUCCCUCUGCUGGCCGCCCCUGUGCGAGCCGCAACCCUGCCCUGCCCUCCACAGAAUUGGGUUCCAAGGGCUGUUCCAGACAACUGCCAACGUCACUGAGGGCCCUGCCCCAGCUGCCCUGGGCCCAGGCUCCAUUAACCUAAAAUGUAGCUCCCUAGCGCUAACCUAGGAACCGCCGCUGCCUGCUGGGGGGCCACACCCCUCAUUCCCUUGUCCCAGGCCCGGGGCCUUCAGCGUUGAACACUUCCUUGCUUUUUUCACGUUUUAUGGAAUUGUUCACCUGGUUUGAAAUAAUAAAAUGUAGAAAGAAAAAAAA